UUGUCUGUCCCCCUGCUUUAGUGCCAACAAAAUGCAGAAGCAAGUGGAAGUCAGGAUGCAUGAAAGCCAUUUGGAGCCAAUAGUUGACGCACCCGAGCCUCCAUGUUGGGGAAUAUGUGAUAAAAUUAUGAAGAACAUGGUUCUGACGCUCACCAUACUUGGUGUGUUCCUGGGUUCCAUUGCUGGGAUGCUGCUGCGACAUAUAUCACCACUCCCCCCUGACGUUAUAAUGAUUAUCAGCUUCCCAGGAGAAAUUCUUAUGAGGAUGCUGAAGAUGCUUAUUUUGCCUCUGGUUGUUUCCAGUCUGGUCACAGGACUUGCUGGUUUGGAUGCCAAGUCCAGUGGUCGGUUAGGCACCAGGGCCAUGGUUUACUACAUGUCCACAACAGUGAUAGCUGCUAUUUUGGGGGUGAUCCUGGUGCUGCUUAUCCAUCCAGGGAACCCAAAACUGAGAGCAAAUCUUGGACACGGCAAGAAGAAUGAUGAGGUUUCCAGUAUUGAUGCUUUCUUUGAUCUCAUUCGAAAUCUCGUUCCUGAGAACUUGGUGCAGGCCUGCUUCCAACAGAUCCAAACCGUAUCAAAUAAAGUGCCAGUGCCUACUAACAGGACCAAAGCACCACCACAGUUCACGGUCAAGCGGUCGCUUCAGUUCAAGAGUGGAAUGAAUGUCCUCGGUUUGAUUGGGUUUUUUGUUGCUUUUGGAAUCAUCAUGGGGAAAAUGGGAGAGAAGGCCAAACUGAUGUUGGAGUUUUUUAAUGUAUUGAAUGAGAUUGUUAUGAGGCUGGUCAGCGCAAUCAUGUGGUACUCACCUAUUGGUAUCGCCUGCCUAAUCUGUGGGAAGAUCAUCUCAAUUGCUGAUUUAGAGGUGGUUGCAAGACAACUGGGGAUGUAUAUGGUGACCGUGAUAGUGGGCCUCAUCAUUCACGGUGGCAUUUUUCUGCCACUAAUAUAUUUUAUCAUAGUCAGGGACAACCCCUUCACGUUCUUCAUGGGUAUUUUCCAGGCUUGGGUCACAGCGCUUGGAACAGCAUCCAGUGCUGGUACCUUGCCUGUCACAUUCCGUUGCUUAGAAGAGAACUUGGGCAUCGACAAAAGAGUUACACGUUUUGUGCUCCCAGUUGGCGCCACCAUCAACAUGGACGGCACAGCUCUUUAUGAAGCUGUGGCAGCUAUCUUCAUAGCUCAGAUGAAUGGCAUUGACCUUGACUGGGGCCAGAUUGUAACUGUAAGUAUGACAGCCACCUUGGCCAGCGUUGGAGCAGCCAGUAUCCCGAGUGCUGGACUGGUUACCAUGCUUCUGAUUCUUACAGCGGUCGGGUUGCCCACCCAGGAUAUUAGCCUGCUGGUAGCAGUUGACUGGCUGCUUGAUCGAUUCCGUACCUCUGUCAAUGUGGUAGGGGACUCUUAUGGAGCAGGUAUUGUGUACCACCUUUCCAAAGAUGAGCUUGACACCUUCGAUGCCCAACAGACCCGGGCUGAUGAUUUUGAGAUGGCAAAGACACAAUCCUACUUUGAAAAUAACAGCAACCAGAAUGUAUACGCAACACACCACAACUCAAUCUUGAUAGACGACUGCAAGGUUACCAUGGGCAGAAAUGGCAAGACAUCAGAUUUCUCUCUUGUUGAGGAGGAACCUUGGAAAUGCGAGUAA
Messenger RNA from Lampris incognitus (smalleye Pacific opah), 1651 nucleotides. RefSeq names its product excitatory amino acid transporter 2-like. The coding region runs from base 32 to 1651 and encodes 539 amino acids. The record is from RefSeq and is a predicted model, not a curated record. Gene Ontology annotation, molecular function: neutral L-amino acid transmembrane transporter activity; glutamate:sodium symporter activity; L-glutamate transmembrane transporter activity. NCBI's taxonomy places the organism in Eukaryota, Metazoa, Chordata, Actinopteri, Lampriformes, Lampridae. The transcript has 10 exons. Gene Ontology annotation, cellular component: plasma membrane. Gene Ontology annotation, biological process: L-glutamate transmembrane transport.